Penicillium cataractarum is the source of this 1221-nucleotide messenger RNA. RefSeq names its product ubiquitin C-terminal hydrolase 37. The transcript is spliced from 6 exons. Lineage: Eukaryota; Fungi; Ascomycota; Eurotiomycetes; Eurotiales; Aspergillaceae. The record is from RefSeq and is a predicted model, not a curated record. Gene Ontology annotation, biological process: ubiquitin-dependent protein catabolic process; protein deubiquitination. Gene Ontology annotation, molecular function: cysteine-type deubiquitinase activity. Gene Ontology annotation, cellular component: cytoplasm. The coding region runs from base 1 to 1221 and encodes 406 amino acids.
AUGGGUCCUCGCAACAAGCGGCGACGUCUCACUGACCCUUCAGACGAGCUCAGUGACUCUGAUAUUUACAAGCCAGCGACUCCACUGGAAAAGAACAGUUGGAAUGGAUUCUGUGAGAUCGAGUCCGAGCCGGCCUUAUUCAAUGUGAUGCUCCGUGAGUUCGGAGUAAAGGGGGUCAAGGUUCAGGAGGUGGUCUCCCUGGACGAAGAAAUGAUGGCUUUCCUAAACAAACCUAUCUACGGCUUAAUCUUCCUCUUCCGCUGGCGGGAGGAUGAUGCCAACAAGCAGGAAGCGACCUGCCCCGAUGGGAUCUGGUUUGCAAACCAGACUGCCAGCAAUGCAUGUGCUAGUGUGGCCUUGCUAAAUAUUGUGAACAAUAUCCCUGACCUUGACCUUGGAGAGAAUCUGCGACACUUUAAAGAGUUCACAAUGCCAUUUACACCGGCUUUGCGGGGAGAUGCCAUCAACAACUUCGAGUUCGUGAAGCGGGUACAUAACUCCUUCGCCCGCAAGAUGGACAUUCUCAACUCUGAUCUCCAACUCCAAGUGGAAUCAAAAACACGGAAGAAGUCCUCCCAGGGUCAAGAUGACGAUGAUUCCGACUCAUCCUUCCAUUUCAUUGCGUUCAUGCCGGUCAUGGGCCAAGUCUGGAAGUUUGACGGUCUAGAGCGACAGCCUCAGUCAAUCGGUCAAUGUUCCGAAGGCGACUGGCUAGAUCUAGUCCGCCCAAACCUCCUGGAUCGGAUGGCGGCAUACGAGGAAGAUCAAAUCGAAUUUUCCAUCCUGGGACUGGUGAAAGAUCCUCUAUCGGACCUUACUGGGCAGCUCGCCGUUAAUGUUAAAAGCUUGGACAUGGUCCACGAGCGCCUCAAAUCGGACGGUGACACCGCCACGGCAGCCACCACCGUUGCCAGCUUCGAGGGAACGGUGAUCGGCCCGGAUCCGUCUCUUGGAUUGACCCGCGCUGUGAUCGAUGAGGCCGUGAUACCGGAGGGGACUCAAAAGGAAUACCAGAGCUGUUCGCCAAGUCAGCUGCAAGUGCAUCGGCAGACGCUUAGCCAGGCGCAGGGGGAGCUACGGUCCCGAGUCCGGGAAGAGCAACAGUCGCAACGCGCAGACGACGACUAUGCGACCGGGCGGCGAUAUGACUACGGGCCUGCGGUCCGAACGUGGUUACGAUUCCUGGCGCGCAAGCAGGUGCUGGCAGAGUUGAUUCAAUAG